Molecule: messenger RNA, 1176 nt
Organism: Rattus rattus (black rat)
Lineage: Eukaryota; Metazoa; Chordata; Mammalia; Rodentia; Muridae
Product: olfactory receptor 10AD1-like
Exons: 3
Coding region: 1-1176 (391 amino acids)
Biological process (GO): G protein-coupled receptor signaling pathway
Cellular component (GO): membrane
Molecular function (GO): G protein-coupled receptor activity; olfactory receptor activity
Source: RefSeq, a predicted model, not a curated record
AUGGUACAAAAGGCUAAAAGUCCAAACCUGUUGAGGGUCAAUAUCAACCACUUCAUGGAACUAGUCAUCAAGACACAGUUCAAUGUUCCCUUCAAUGGUCUGUUUGUGAUUCUAGAUCCUAUGCCAUCCUGUUUGUCUCUAGACACAAUCCCACCCAUUCAAGACCACUUGGACAGUCCAGAAAAGUAUGGAAAUAUCAGUCAGGUGGUGAGACCCCCAAAGGGAGACCCGAGGAACGGCAGCACAGUGACUGAGUUCAUCCUCGUGGGCUUUGAGCACAGCUCCCCUUCCACCCGGGCACUGCUCUUCACCCUCUUCCUGGCUCUCUACAGCCUCGCCAUGGCCAUGAAUGGCCUCAUCAUCUUCAUCACAUGGACUGACCCCAGGCUCAACAGCCCCAUGUACUUCUUCCUCGGACACCUGUCUUUCCUGGACAUCUGCUUCAUCACCACCACCAUCCCACAGAUGUUGGUCCACCUGGUGACCAAGAACCACACGGUCUCCUUUGUCUCUUGCAUGACCCAGAUGUAUCUGGUUUUUGGUGUGGGUGUGGCCGAGUGCAUCCUCUUGGCUUUCAUGGCCUAUGACCGUUAUGUUGCGAUCUGCCACCCUCUGAAUUACGCUCAGAUCAUAAGUCGUCAGGUGUGUAUCAGGCUGGUGGUGACUUCCUGGGUCUUUGGGAUGAUUAAUGGCAUCCUUCUUGAUUACAUGACAUUCCGAGGUCCAUUCUGCAGAGAAAAUCACAUAGAAAACUUCUUCUGUGAGGCUCCCAUAGUGAUCACCCUCUCCUGUGGGGACCCGGAUUUCAGUCUGAAGGUGAUCUUUGUUGAUGCCAUUGUGGUGUUGCUCAGCCCCAUGGUGCUCAUCGUCACCUCUUAUGCCCGAAUCCUGGCCUCCAUCCUCCGAAGGGCCUCCUCCUCAGGUAGGGGAAAGACAUUCUCCACUUGUGCCUCCCACCUGACCGUGGUUGUCUUUUUCUACACCUCAGCCAUGUUCUCUUACAUGAAUCCCCGCAGUACACAUGGACCUGACAAAGACAAGCCUUUCUCCCUCCUCUACACCAUCAUCACCCCCAUGUGCAACCCAGUCAUCUACAGCUUCCGCAACAAGGAAAUGAAGGGGGCCAUGGGGAGGGCUCUUGGGAGAGCCAACCUGGCUCAGGCAGAGUCCUUUUAG